Venturia canescens is the source of this 2988-nucleotide messenger RNA. Its product is annotated as probable RNA-binding protein 19. The transcript has 11 exons. Gene Ontology annotation, cellular component: nucleolus. Lineage: Eukaryota; Metazoa; Arthropoda; Insecta; Hymenoptera; Ichneumonidae. The coding region runs from base 107 to 2773 and encodes 888 amino acids. Gene Ontology annotation, molecular function: mRNA binding. The record is from RefSeq and is a predicted model, not a curated record.
CGGUACUAAGCGACGACAUUCAUUAUUAGUCAACAAAACCCACACACGUUGUGCACGUGUUAUAUUAAAGGAUCGAUUAUCGAUAAUUAUUUAUUGACAAACAACAAUGUCGCGUUUGAUUGUUAAAAAUUUGCCUAAAAAUGUCACGGAAACAAAGCUCAAAGAGCUUUUUAGCGAGAAAGGAAUAGUUACUGAUGUACAAUUAAAACAUACAAAAGAUGGGAAAUUUCGCCGUUUUGGUUUCGUUGGUUUUAAGACUGAAGAUCAGGCUAAACUUGCUCUUGAAUAUUUUGACAAAACUUGCAUCGAUACUUCCAAAAUAUCAGUGGAAUUGUGCACUGGAUUGGGUGAUGCGGCCAAACCAAAAUCGUGGAGUAAAUAUGCCAUUGACAGCUCGACGCAUAAAAAAUUAACUGAAAAUGAAUCACAGCCUGAUUCAGAAACUUUGAUUAAGGACAAAUCAAAGAAAAAUAAGAAAAAGGAAAAAAAGGAAAAGGAAAAUGCUGAAAUUGCAAAGGCACUAGCAAAGCACAAAGAUGAUCCUCUCUUUAGCGAAUUUCUGGAAAGUCAUGCAGGACCAACAGCUAAAAUGGCUUGGGACAAUGACGCGGUUAAAUCGCUUGAGAAGGCUGAUGACGAUGAUGAGAACACAGCAAACAACAUGGAUUCGGAAUCAGAAGAAUCCAUAGAUGAGGACAGAGUAGAAGGAAAUGAAGUAGAAGAGAAAAUUGCUGAUAAGAAGUUAUCCGAUCUCGAGUACAUGAAAGCACUGAAAAAUAAUAACAAAAAAGUGUCUUCUAUCAAAGAGGCUGUGGAUAAAACGGAUCACGGACCGAAAAAAUUUUUCACCGUUAAAGUUCGAGGCUUAGGAUUUAAUCACAAGAAAAAGCACAUAAAACAAUUUUUCCAUCCUCUAAAGCCUCGCUCCAUAAGGGUACCUCAAAAAAUUAAGGGAAUCGCUUAUGUCGGCUUCAAGACAGAAAUACACAUGAAACAAGCAUUAAAUAAAAACAAAAGUUUUCUCGAAGGUAAACGUUUGUUUGUUACGAAAUACGAAGCGAAAGAUAACGAAGUUGAAUUUAACAACAACGAAAAAAGUAACGGCGAUCCGAGAUGGAAAAAACAAGAAGAUGCGCUCAAAAAUGAAGAGAGUAUUGCUGAAUCGGGUAGAAUAUUUCUCAGAAAUUUGUCAUAUACAACUAACGAAGACGAAAUUAGAAAUAUUUUCGAAAAGUACGGCCCACUUUCCGAAGUUAAUUUACCCAUCGACAAAACAACAAGAAAACCAAAAGGUUUUGGUACUGUAACAUUUAUGAUGCCAGAGCACGCAACAAAAGCUUAUACAGAAUUGGACGGUUCUGUUCUCGAUGGCAGAAUGCUACAUUUGUUGCCUGGCAAAGCUAAACCAUCUGCCACAGAUUUACUUGAACAAGAUGGCUUGAGUUAUAAACAGAAAAAAGAAUUGGAGAAGAAAGCAACAGCUGGAUCAUCGCACAAUUGGAAUACACUUUUUCUCGGACAAAAUGCAGUUGUCGAUGCAAUUGCAUCGACUUACGGCACAACAAAAGACAAAGUAUUAGAGGACGGUGGUAAAGGUACUAGCGUAGCUGUGAGAUUGGCACUCGGAGAGACACAGCUGGUCGAGGCAACGAGAAAAUUUCUAGAAGAAAAUAACGUACGUUUGGAUGCUUUUAACCAAGCACCUGAUAAAAGAUCGAAAAAUAUCAUUCUCGUUAAAAAUCUUCCGUCUGAGACUCACAUUCGAGAAAUUAGAGAAAAAUUCGUUCAGUUCGGUGAACUUGGUCGUGUUGUUAUGCCACCAUCUGGAAUUACAGCUCUUGUGGAAUUUCUGGAGCCUUCAGAAGCUCGAAAAGCUUUUACCAAAUUAGCUUACACGAAAUUCAAACAUUUGCCUCUUUAUCUGGAAUGGGCACCGGACAAAAGUUUCAACGCUCCUGCCAAACCUGUUGGACAAAAACUCCAAGGAUCCGACAAGUCUCGUAUAGAAAAAAAUGCAGAUGAAAAAAAAGGUGAUUCUGCACCGAUGGAGGCCAGUAUCGAUGAAGAAGGGGAAGAUGAGGAUGAGCCAGAACCCGAUACAACGCUGUUCGUAAAAAAUUUAAACUUUUCAACAACCGACGAAUCAUUGAAAAAUUAUUUUUCAAAAUGCGGCAAACUUCAUUACGCAACAGUUGCAAUGAAAAAAGAUCCGAACAAUCCGGGACAAAAAUUGUCUAUGGGUUAUGGUUUCGUUCGAUACAAAUACAAAAUGGAUGCUGAUCGAGCAUUAAAAGAAUUACAAAUGACAGUACUUGAAGACAAAACGCUAGAACUCAAACGAUCAGAAAGAACAUUGGGCACUGACGUGACUACGACGAAAAAGACAUCGAAGAUUACGGCUCAGACGGGGACGAAAAUUCUCAUAAGAAACAUUCCGUUCCAAGCGAAUGCGAGUGAGAUAACGGAAUUGUUCAAGGCAUUCGGCGAAAUAAAAGCAGUAAGAUUACCGAAGAAGUUGGUAGGCGUUGAGAAGCAUCGUGGUUUUGCCUUCGUCGAAUAUUACACGAAAAGCGAUGCGAAGCGAGCUUUCAAGGCUUUGUGCCAGAGCACCCAUUUGUAUGGCAGAAGAUUGGCUCUGGAAUGGGCGCAGGCAGAGGAGGAUGUCGAUGACAUUAGAAAGCGAACAGCAAAACAUUUUCACCAAGAGGAUUCAGCCAAGAGAAGCAAAAAAGGAACCUUGCAGCCAGAGAACUUUGGACUGGCUGUCGAAUAAAUUUCAUCUUUUGCUUCGGCGACCCUGGGAGUAUGGCAUCGCUAAAAAAAAAAACCAAUACUCGUUUUUUAUACAUGUUCAAAAACUAUAUGUACAUUUUUUCAAAUUCGAUUUUCCAAUGUAAAUAUAGAAUUGUUGUUUGUACGAAAGAAAGUUUGUAAGUGAAUUAGCUUAUGACAUCCGCUGUAAAUAAAUAUUUAUGUCAUUACAGAUUA